AGGUGCCGCGGCCGCCUCUUGAGUCGGAUGAGAGGCGCCUCCGCGCCCCAACCAGCUGCCGCCGCUGCUCCCCUCCCUCCACCCUGCGCGCUGCUGCUGCUGCUGCUGCUUCAGCCGUCAGCCAAGGGCAGCUCUUCCGAGGCGGCGCGUGCAGGGACAGCAGCACGAGCCGAGCAGCUGCGCGCGAGGGAGCCGGGGAGAGAGAGAGACACACUCGCGCCUGGCAGAAACCAGUAAGUUGCUGCUCCUGCGAGCCGCUGUUUGCAGCACGAGCUGGCUCUGUGGCUGCAGCCGCGGCGAUCUGCUUACUUAUUGUUUUAUUUUGUAUCUGCUCGCCCCGUGAAAUCGUGGGGAGGGCAGGAGCGGCGCGUUGCAUGCAGGAGCCAAAUGCGGGCUUGAUCGGCCCGGGCUGGAGUCGCGGAAGGGGUUGUCGCGAGGCCACGGCGACGACGGCCGGCUGCCCUCGGCUUCGACACACGCGCAGCCCCCCCUGCGUUUGGUCUUUUCUUUUUGGCUCAGGCAACGGGGAGUGAGGAUUGCGCGGGGAGCCGCCCAGCGCUGUAGGAUGGCUCCUGCUUUGUGUGUGAUGUCAGUGAAGAGCGGAGUCGGAGAUAUAACGGGAGGGCUUUGCCAAUUGUGGGGGGAGAGGGGUGUUAAGGUGACACAGGAGCCACUGGCAGGGCAGGCUCUGAAGCGCCUAUAGCGGCUGCAACGCAGAGAACAGGCGCAGUCCAGCCUCGAUAGCCUCGCAGAAUGGACACCCCCGUCUCGCAGUGCAAAUAGGGGGCCCUCUAGGGAGAGAUUGUGCGCGAUCUGCACAUAAUUUUAAUGCGGCGUCUUUGACAAUCAGGGGAAGAGAUACGGGCUUGUGUAUCUGUGUCUCUUGCGUGUUAACGGGCAGGAAAUCUCCCAAGCCACCUUCUUACAAAUUCUCUCCUGUGUAGAAAUGGUCUGUAAUUUCCAGUCGGAGCUUUACAGUGAAUUGUGCCUGCUGUCGGUGAGCAGAAUCGGUGCAUAACCAGAUAUGAAAUUCUAAAGCUGAUCUGCUGAUAGCCACACACUGCAUGAUUAUUUAUUACACUUCUCAUACCACUCUUCCUCUAAAGAGCCCAGGAAGAUGUACAUGGUUCUCUUGCCCCUCUCCUUUUAUCCUCACAACAAUCCUGCAAGGUAGUUUAGGUUGAAGGAUGGUGGUGCGCUGUCAAAGGGUGCUUAUGUGUUACAGUAUUUCAGGGCUUAGUAUGGAUUUGAACCUAGUUCUUGCUAGUCCUCAGCUGACAUUCUAACCACCACUAUGCCAGUUUUGCUUUUCUGAUUUUUUUUUAUAAUGUUGUGACAGUUCACAUCAUCAAGCUUGAUACCAGGUACAUUGACGAGUAGCUGCCCUGUUUUGUAGGCUUUUACAUUCAUCGAAUGAAUAAAAAUCAAUGUGCAGAUCCCUCUUUAGCAAAAGCCAGGCGGGCAGGCAUGCAACCCAUUUUCAUGCACCAAUGUUGUCAUUCAUUAGCGCACACGUUAAAGGAGGAGCUCAAACAGGGACGUGGCUUCUUUCAUGGUAGUAGCGUAGCUGCAAAACUAAUGUUGCAUGCUGGUUGUUUCUUUUUUAAUUAUUUUAAAACCCUGCAGAUUUCGUUUUCUCUGAACCGUAUCCAAAUGUAAAUUGCAAGUCUUUGCUUCAGGAGUCCAUUGUAUUUUCUUUUCUCUUUUUUUAAUAAAAAAAUCAAUAUUUUCAAUUGUGCACUUUUGGAUGAACCAAUUUAAAAAUAAAAGGUUGCUCUCUUGCUGAAUUACUGCAUAGUCAAGCAGCUGUGACCUUAAUUGCCUUAAAGGAGAUACAGAACAGAAAACCUGGAGUGAGUGCACAAAUCCUGGAAGAUAGGCUAGAAGUAGCCCUUACACAUGCACAACUACCAUAUUUCUCUUAAAUCAGCUGACAUUUAUUUUUCCAGCCAUGCUGUGGAGGUGGACAUUAAUUUGAGAGGACAUGUUAAAUGGAAAGGGGUGUUACCUUAACUCUGCUGUGCUUGCUCUGCCCUUUUCAUAGAAUCCUUAAUUAGGUCUUUGCUUCCCUGUUUGCUGUUCUGUCAGCUGUAGCUUAUGGACGUUUUUGCAUCUGAAGCUUAAAUCAGGUGGUGCUUAAAUUGGCCUCUAAUAUUAAUGUAAAACAUUAGCUAUAAUGUACACUUGAUUUACCUUCCUUAAUGUAGGAUGGAAUAACAGCAUUUGUAUGUGGUAUACAAAUAGUACUGAAGGGACUCAUAAAACUUAAGUAGUGCCUUUCUGGAUCAGAGCAGAAGCCCUGUGUUCAGUCUUCAACAGCAGCCAGCCAGAUGUUCCUGGGAAUCUCACCAAGAGGGCAAGAUGGUCUCUACUGUUUGAUCCCAGUUUCUGUUUUGCUGUUGGGUGUAAUAGCCAUUGAUAGACCUCUCCCCCCAUGGAUUUGUGGGCUCCUUUAGAAAUAUUAGCAUGCUAAAUUGGGGUGUGGGUGGCACUGUGGUCUAAACCACAAAGCCUAGGACUUGCCUAUCAGAAGGUCGGCGGUUCGAAUCCCCGCAAUGGGGUGAGCUCCCGUUGCUCGGUCCCAGCUCCUGUCAACCUAGCAGUUUAAAAGCACAUCAAAGUGCAAGUAGAUAAAUAGGUACCACUCUGGCGGGAAGGUAAACAGCGUUUCCAUUCACUGCUCUGGUUCGCCAGAAGCAGCUUAGUCAUGCUGGCCACAUGACCCAGAAGCUGUACGCCGGCUCCCUCGGCCAGUAAAGCGAGAUGAGCACCGCAACCCCAGAGUCAUCCGCAACUGGACCUAAUUGUCAGGGGUCCCUUUACCUUUAGAAAUAUUAAGCUGGUGGCCACCAUAGCAUCACUCUAGCUUGCUUGUUUGCUGGAUUUAGAGCCCAGCCAAUCCCAAGGACUCAGCGUCAAUAAUUAUAUUAAUGUCAUCUAUCCAUCCAUAUCCCUGUCCACCCAAACCCAAUGUGAAUAAAGCUUUCAAUCUUACAACACUUCAGCUCAGAGUUUGGUGAGCUUCUUUGGAGGAUGAUCUCAAAGCUGUGUGGCAUGCCUUAGUGUGACUCUUGUAGGCCCAGUUUGGCACUUGGUGUAUUUUAGAGAGAGUUCCUGAUUGGUCUUGGAGGACAGGGUAGGACCUAAGACUGCAGAUAGUUUCCUAGGUUUGUGGGGCCCUGACCGCUUAGUGAAUCCUGUAAGUUAACUAUGGGUUGCGGUGGAGUACUUAUUUCCCUUUAAUAGUCCUUUUUAGUUUCACAUGUGAAAAUUGUGAUUUCCCUUAAAACUAGGUUUAGCCUCAUUCUCUCCACAAAUAUAUAGCUCCUUUUAGAUGCUGUGUGCUUUACUAUGUUAAUUACAGUUGGGAUACAGCUAUUAAGUUGUCAGGGUGUCAUCUUGUCAGAGUGUGUGUUAAUUUCAUUCAUUCCAUUCCCUUUGGCAGUUUUCCUACAUUCACUCUCUAUUCUUCACACUCUACUAGUAGGGCUUCCAUUUAUAGAGAGAUGGCAAAUAUAUCUGGUGCAAUCAGGGAGUGGCAUUUAGUUAGACACAGCUAGAAAUGGGCUUUUAAAGGAGUACUUGGGCAGGGAGUGUGUAAAAACUGGAGUCAUUUGUUGUACCCAUUUGUCCAAAAUUCAUCAUUGUCCACUGUACAAGGAAACAGGAUAUUGUUCACAGAGAACAAUAAGAAGCUUUAAGAAGUCUCUUAGUUUCUUGCUGCUUCACUGAUUGUCUAGUACUCUAAAUUGAUGCCAUUUGGAUUACUUGUUCUCACCAACUCCCAGUCUUUUUUACGCUUUGAUCCUAAACACAUUUGCUUGGAAUAGAGGUCAUCAGCCCCUCACAAGAUGCUGUGUGUAGUAUUCUCAUGUUGCAAUUUUGAAUACAGCACACCGCUGCUAGAAAACCAGGAGGUUCAUACAAUUUGCAGUUAUUGAGACAUGUUGCAAUAAUAACCACAAGCUGCCUUCCUGCAUACCUUUCUGCAAGUGUAACAUAUAAAAAGUAGGAGAGGAGUAGCAGUUGUAAAGCUAGGAAUGUAUGGCAAAUGCUCUGUGUGAAGCCAGAAGAACUGGAGCAUAUCUCUACACUACAAGCUUAUAGAUGUCUUAAGUAUCAUUAUUUCCCCCAAAGAAUCUUGGCAACUGUAGCUCAGUGUGUGUGCAGGGAAGUACAGGAAGGAGGUUCCCACACAGUACUACAAUUCCCAGAGCUUUCUUGAGACUGUAGUUCACAUAUGGCCAGCAUUAUUAAUAUAACAACCUCUUCUGUCAGCAAACUUCAUCAUAUUUCUGCUCCCUCCAGAAAGCUGGAUUCUUUGAAAUACAGUACAUCAAGGUGGUCCAAAACCCACACACUACAGCAACCUUCACCAUCCUGUGCCCUCCUGAUGUUUUGGACUUUAGCUAGGGCUGGUGGGAGUUGUAGGCCAGAACAUCUGGAGAGCACCCGGUUGGUGAAGGCGGCACUACACAAAUCAUCUUAUGCUAUGCAAAAGUGGAGAUAGGAUCACCCUGCUCUGCCCUACUUUCAUAGUAAUCCCCUUCCUACUAGGAAUCUUGAGAUGAUCCCAGAACCUCCAUAAAGGAAGGUCAAGGUCAUAAAGCUGAGGUCAAGUGGGGCAUGGAUUGAAUUUUAUGCGCUUGUUGGAACAAGGAGGGAAGUUUGCACUCAGCCUGGGAGACAACCUUUUUAUUUAACACCUCAUCUGCUAGCCAGAGGCCACCAGGAAUUCUGCACAAGCACUGAAUGAGCUGGCAAGACAUGGGACUCCAUUUUCCUCCUCCAGGUUGCUUGGUUGAGCAAGGAAGGAAAGUGAAUCCCUCAGUGCAGUCCCUUCUCUGCCAGCUCACUUGGGAGAAUACACCUUUUGCUUUCUUUCUGUUUUACUAGCCUGUUAAGAGGCCAGUGACCUGGAUUUUCAUGCUGGACGUGGAGGAAAGGGAUCCAUGAAAAUCCAGGAUGCUAGCAGGCUCUUAGCAGGCAGGCUAGUAAAAUAUAUUGCAGGCAAAUAACUUUUGUGGACUCUUACACCAGAUCCUGCAUGCUAGUAUUGUACAUCAGAUCACAAGAUCAUGUCUGCAACACUCGUGAUGAGAAGGCCAGACAACUGGGUCAAAAAUGCCCUUCCUUGCCACUGGGUAAAGUGGAUUAGUUUCAGGGAUGAAAAUGUUUUCUUCAUUCUAGUUAGGCUGUUUAUUCAGUGCUAGGGGAAGGUGACUCCUUCCAUGACUCUUCAUCAUUUUCAUAUGACAGGGUCUAUUACAACAGGAGAUGAAAGGCAAAGGAGUUUACAGUCAUUUUAAAGCUUGGGAGGUACUAUCAAUUAUAGCAGUAGGGCGUGUUAAGUAGGGAUUUCAAGGAUUAGCUAAAACUGCGUAGACUUCAACAAGAAACAAUGUAACAUCUAAGAUUCAAAUAUACUAUUUUAAAAAGGAUGUACGGUGCCAAUGUUUUUUUAAUAUUGUUUACCUAAUGUUAUAAUAAUAAUUUUACAUCUCUGUUGUUAGAUCUUGUCAUAUGAAAAUGAUGAAGAGUCAUGUAGGAAAUCACCUUUCCUAAGAAUAAACAGUUUAAUAUUAUCCGAUUACUAGUAGUAUAGGCUAUUUUUAGGUUUCACGCAGUGUUGCAGACAUCUAGAUCUGAUGUGUAUCAGCAGCACAGGCUGGUGAGUCCACAAAGAGGUGACAGAAUAUAUUUACAGUUCGCCUGCUGGUUUCCAGCAUCCUGACAUGGCCCAUGUCCAGCAUGAAAAUCCAGGUCACUAGCCUGUUAAGAGGCCAGUGACCUGGAUUUUCAUGCUGGACGUGGAGGAAAGGGAUCCAUGAAAAUCCAGGAUGCUAGCAGGCUCUUAGCAGGCAGGCUAGUAAAAUAUAUUGCAGGCAAAUAACUUUUGUGGACUCUUACACCAGAUCCUGCAUGCUAGUAUUGUACAUCAGAUCACAAGAUCAUGUCUGCAACACUCGUGAUGAGAAGGCCAGACAACUGGGUCAAAAAUGCCCUUCCUUGCCACUGGGUAAAGUGGAUUAGUUUCAGGGAUGAAAAUGUUUUCUUCAUUCUAGUUAGGCUGUUUAUUCAGUGCUAGGGGAAGGUGACUCCUUCCAUGACUCUUCAUCAUUUUCAUAUGACAGGGUCUAUUACAACAGGAGAUGAAAGGCAAAGGAGUUUACAGUCAUUUUAAAGCUUGGGAGGUACUAUCAAUUAUAGCAGUAGGCAAAGCAAUUAACAUGAAUUUAAAAACAUUAACUUGUAGGUAAGCCCUGCUCAUCUAAAUGGAACAUCCUUUUAAAAUAAGUAUAUUUGAGAUGGCAGCCUUAGAUGAUUUUACGGUCAAUUUCUUUUCUUGUUCCAAGUGUAUCUACUUGAGUUUUGUUUAACAAUCCUUGUCCUAAAUUAGGAUAGCACAUUCUUGAAGUAUAUGGGGAUAACUAUUGGGUUGUGCAUUUAAAACCUCUUGCUCAGGGCUGGUGCAGAUGUAAUACUGGCUCUCUCUCAACCAGCCAACUGGAAAAUUAGGAUUUCAUUGCCCUUUCCCCCUUUAGCUUCUUCCUCAUAUGGACCAAAUCCUUCAUCCCGCCUAAAUCACAGCUAAAGGGCACAGCAAGAGUGCCCCUGUUAACCAUGGUUGAAGCUAACCAGGUCCCCUCUUGAGCAGGGUUUGUUAACCAGCUACAAAGCCAGAUUUUAAAUCCUGGUGAAGGAGGAUGCCUAACUUGCAUUAAAUGUGUUUCAUGUCAGUGCUCUUAUAGCCAUUUAUUGUAGUUAUGGCAGGGGAGAGGAAUUUUCCCAGUGAGGGAAUGCCACUCGUCCAUCUGUCCUCUAAAGUGGUCUAGGUGGGAGCACAUUUGUGAUGGAGCCAGGGCAAAAAGGCCUCUUAUUGCGCACCAGCAGACACAUUCAAGUGCUUAGAAGGAGUGGGUGGGAAUGUAAAAGGCCGCCCCACCCAUUCCCUCCCUCCUCCUGGUCUUAGAACUAGUGCCCAGCCUGCCUUUCCCAUUUACAGAUUGGGGUUCGCUGGUUGUUGUGAUGGGGGUGAGUAGGGAUUUUUUGAUCAGCUGCGAUUGAUUGACUGGCAGUCCCUUUUUCUUUUUCUUUCUUUCUUUUUUUUUUGCCUACUCCAUACUGUAGAAGAACAUGGUUGGUGCACUUAGAGGCGGGAGCUGAAUAAAUGGCUUCAUUGGUUUGGUCACUUGUCAAGCAUGCAUGAGAAAGGGAAGAGGCUGGCACAAAGAGCACCCUGAGGCGCUUUUCGGGUGUAUAGUUAUUCCAAAGACUAUCACUUUUCAGGUUGUGUGAUUCAUGGGGCAGGUUAUAGAUCAGUUUUGAGGCUAACCUAUUUGGAGUUGUGGGGUCUAAGGGGGUGUGAGUCAGGAAACUCUCCUUCUUCAGCUGAAGGGGUCAAGUGCAGUGAAAACGCAGUAUAAAGGCCAACUUUUUCCCCUGCAGCACAGGCUCACCCAAUCGUAAUAUGCCUAGCAGACUGAUAAAUAAUAUGGAAUAUUUCCCACGCAUUGGCUUCCUUCCCCUCUGAGUAUCACAAGUUUACAACUUGUCAUUAGUAAAGUGGUAUGUGUUUGAACUCACACCUUGCGUCUUGCCUGUUUAUUUCUGGUAUCCUCACACAAUGUACAAUUUAGUGGCCCUGUUUAAUCAUGUUUAAGAGACAGGCAGCAUUUCACCUGCUCUGGUAACAACAAACAAACAAACAAACAAACAAACAAACAAACAAGUUAUUCAAAAAGAACAGUACAUUUUAGUGUAUUUUUGGUCUCUGUGGAAGCCGCCCAGAGUAGCUGGGGAAACCCAGCCAGAUGGGCGGGGUACAAAUAAUAAAUUAUUAUUAUUAUUAUUAUUAUUAUUAUUAUUACAGAAGAGGAAGUGAUGAUAUACCCCAGCUAAACAACGGAAAUGGAGUGGAUAUAAUAAGUUUUAAUCUGAUGCCUCCAUCAUGGCCUACUGUAGGUAGAUAAUUAUUGUUUCCCUAUUGUUCUCCCCUAUUGUUUCCCUAAUAUUAUUUUCAUCUUGAUUCUAAGCCUGUUUCCGUGAAAUGAGUAAGUCCAUUGAUUUCAGAGGUUGAUUUCAGAAAGUGUGCCUGGGAUUGUGGUGUUGUCUUCCUUUCUUCAGUGAUUUGAUGCGAGUCUCACUAAUUUCAGUAGAAAUUGCUUCCAGAUUGUCACACAUCUGCAUUUGAGGGAUAGUAAAAUUCUUCAUGCCUCUCAGCAGGAUGAUAUAGAUGACAAAGCUACCCUGUGGUGAGAAAUUUCACCUCAAGAAUAGUUUAUCUUUGUGGGAAGAGACUGAGAGACAUUAGUCACAAAAAGUAAAGAUGGGAUAUCAGAAAGUAUCAUUGGUGCUUAGAUACCUUUCUCUUCAGAGGAUUUCUUGGAUCCAAUUUAUAUUCAUGCUAAGGAUGAUUUCACAUAUGCUAGAAUAUAAGUUCAUAACCAGAAAAGCAUGAAACUGCUACCAUCCCCUUGUUCAUUCAAGCUGUUACCUCAAAAUGGAAACUAAUUGAAUAUUCGUAUUACAUAUUAGCUAUCACUUUUGAUGGGUUUACUGUAUAUCUUUUCUGAUAAGUUAGAAUCUAUUCAAUUGCCUUAGUUUCCUCUGCUCAAGGAAUUGUCAGGUUUCUGUGGGGAUCCCUUGCAAAGACGUACAAGCAGUCUCAAAUAACUUCAUUUUCCAGGAUUCCCUUAGGCAAGGUGUGACAAUUAAAGUGGUAUAAAUACUGUUGAUGGCGUAAAGUUGCAUUUCAGAUUAUGGCUACCAGCCACCCAGUCUGGAAAUGGGGAGGAACCAAAUCUGCAUUGGCUCCUUUUUGGCUUCUAGGCAUAAGGUGCCCUAUAAAAUCUUAAUAGGUUUCAAUGCUCACCACACCAUUUGUUUGUUCCUUGCUUCCAUCCCAACUUUUCAGAUCAACCUCCUGCACCUUCUUGACGGUACCAUUCAUGUGCCAGCUUCAGUCAGCAAGGGCACAUAGAGAGGCAUUGCACAUGGCUGCUCUGUAAUUGUAAAAAUCUGUUCCCUUUAAAGCCCAUCAAAAUCCAAGUCCGGGUGCCAUGUUGAAUCGCUGGAAGGUUGAUUUGUUUGGGCUGAUGCUGUCCUAGAAAGAAGAAGAUUGAUUUGUUGGGGCUGAUGCUCUACUAGAGAGGAGAAAUGUGGCUAGAUACCCAAACAAAUAAACUGCUUCCAGGGGUGUCCCCUCCCUGCCUUUGGCAUGUGGCUAGUGCUUAUUAUCUUAAGUCAGUGUUGGCCAAACUUGGCCCUCCAGUUGUUUUUGGACUACAGCUCCCAUCAUCCCUAGCUAACAGGACCAGUAGUCAGGGAUGAUGGGAAUUGUAGUCCCAAAGCAGCUGGAGGGCCGAGUUUGGCCAUCACUGUCUUAAGUGAAAGAACUCGAUUUAGGCUUUUAUGCCCACCUGUCAUGGAAGUCCUGAUUCUCAAUCCUACGGAUGUGCAGACAGGCUUGGUGGUAAGGGAAAGAAUUCUUUACAUACUCAGAGGCUUGGCGUUUAUACUUAGCAUAUUUCUUGCCUCGUAUUGCAAAUAUAUUCUUUCAUUGAACCCUGGCGAUCCCUGCAUGUGGCAAAUUGCUUGAAAGGGUUUAUUUUCCUAAACCUAUUCUUUAUCCUACAGGCAGCAGCUGUGGCACAAUGUGUCUCCCCCACCCUCUUGCUGGUAGGCAUGGAAGAAUGCACCUCUCCGUUCAGGGAGUUAUGCUGUCUGAACUUCAGAUACAAACCAGCGCUAGAAUUCUGAUUUUGGAACAGAGUCUGACAUAUAUCUGAUACACAUAUCCAGACACAUCUGGAUAUUUGGCUCUUAAAAGGAAUUCUCAAAUGUCACUCUCUAUUACCAAGCUGGCAUUUUACAUGCGUUUUGUAAACUAUAUUAUGUUUUACAGAAGAGGCAAAUUUUCUCUCUCUCUUCAUGCAUGUUUCACAUAUUGUUUGUAUGGGAGUAACUGGAUCUUCUCAUCUAGGCCAGAGUUAAUUUAGACUAAAAUCGCUUUAAAUUGCCUACCACAAUUAGUCAUUGACUAUCAUUUUGCAUUUGAUAUAACCCCCUCUAGCUUUGCUAUAAAAUCAAAUUAACUGUUGAGGAUAAUAUGGUUUAACUUAGAUUCCUAAACUCUCUUUAAUUUAAUUUAUUCUCUGAGGUGAACAAGCUAGAGGCUGGGAUGUUGUGGAAGACAAGAGACAUAUACUAUUAUUUUGUCUAUGUUUUUCAGGAUGCACAUUCCAUAUACACAGUGAAGGGUCUGUUUUCAGUUAGAGAUACCAAGAGCUGAGUAAUCUUAGGAUGUCUAGAAUGCCUGCUGCCAGUGUUACUAAUGAUAAAUUCCCAGUAGGGAGUUGUCUUUGCUGUCGGAUUACCAUUUACGUUUUCAAAUUCUGAUAAUGAGCUCUACUUUGGGCAAACACUCCAUUGUGGGGCUUUGGUUACUAUAUUCUCAGCCCCCCCCCAUAAAAUUCUAUUCAAUUCUGCUAAUAACUUUGUAGGUAGUGGUGAUCAGUUCCCAUUCUGGCCGAUUCUCAAAGCCAUAUCGACUAUGGCAGCUGCUGCAUGAACUGACUUCCACAUGCAGGCAUGACCACAUGAAGGCCAAUGGCAUGGCUUCAUUUCCAUUGACGUUGAGUUUGCAUUGACAGGCUGCUAGUGUGGCUUAUUAAGUGCUCAAGAGUAGUGUGCAAAAACCAUAAGAUGUUGUUGUUUGCAUAGCAUUGGCCUUCAGUGACCCUCACUGAGCAUGCGGCCAGCAGGAGAAAGUUAGUAUGCCUUGUGGCCACUGUAAUGGAGGUGGUUGUGACAAUAUGCUUCCACAGAUGAUGGCUAGAGUGACACAGGUGGCACUGUGGUCUAAACCACUGAGCCUCUUGGGCUUGCCAGUCAGAAGGUUGGCAGUUCGAAUCCCCGCAACCCCAUUGCUCUGUCCCAGCACCUGCCAACCUAGCAGUUUGAAAGCAUUCCCUUGCAAGUAGAUAAAUAGGUAUCACUGCAGCAGGAAGGUAAACGGGGUUUCCGUGCGUUCUGGUUUCCAUCACAGUGUUCCGUUGCGCCAGAAGCAGUUUAGUCAUGCUGGCCACAUGAACCGGAAAGCUGUCUGUGGACAAACGCUGAUCCCUUGGCCUGAAAGUGAGAUGAGCGCCACAACCCCAUAGUUGACUUUGACUGGACUUAACCAUCCAGGGGUCCUUUACCUUUUACAGAUGAUGGCUGUGGUCUCGAGUUUCAUAGAGGUUUCGCUGAGCACGUGGAGCUCUGUGGGGGCAGAGACUGAUGAUUAACCAUGUAAGUGCUAGAAAAAAAUGUGCCUUGUGCACAAUGAUCCUAAUUCUGAGGAGGCAAUGAUGAUAAGAACGAUGAUAAGAAUAAUAUAACAAUGUGACAUGUCAAUUAUGCAAACAUCUGACUAUAAUUAUAUCCAAUCCCAUUGCAUGGUGGUAGAAAAUUUUGUAUAUUUAAAAAGGAGUUGCUCUAAAAUGUGACAGAAUAGUAAGGAUGUAGGAGAAUCGUAUCCCAUAAAGAUAUGCAAUACAUGAUAGACGCAUUUCACCAUUUGCUUUGAUAAUGUUUUCACAGUAAGAAUGGACAGUAAUAAUAAUUCCUGCAUUGUAGGGGGUUGGACUAGAUGACCCUUGGUUCUCUUCCAACUCUAAGAUUCUAUGAUAAUUCCAUACUUCAAGUGGCAUUCAAAAAUACUUGCCUCAGGACAGGAGUAGGGUAGCAGCAGCUGUGGGAGGUGGCAUCACCUUGCCUGACUAUGCUGAGGGGUUCCUACAGUAUGACACUGCCUUAGAGUGAUGUUUACCUGGAAAAAGAAUUUUCUUAAUCGUGACAUUCACUCUGUGGAAUGUUCUCUUCAGGAAGGCUUUCCUGGUUCUAAAUCUGCAGUGGGGCCUUUUAGAUAUAUGGAUUUCAUAGCUUGCAAAAGAGGUAAAGCUAUGUAUUUCCACACAACUUACUCCUAAAAGCCCACUCCAUGGGAUGGUCUCAGACCUAACACUGAGCAGAGAAAAGUUGGAUAUAAUCCAUGAAGAAGCAAAAGUGUUCUUGAACUACUCUGAUUCUUCUCCACGGUGCAUGUUCAGAAGAAUUUGUCCAUGGAUCAUAUCCCUUACUAGUUUAUCAGUUUUAUACUUUCUCAGGGACUAAUUCUUUGGGUAAUAUCUGAUGAAAAUAAUGAGUCUCGAAUACUUUGAGAAGUAUGGAGUUUCUUUAAGCUAAAUAUAUGGGAUUGUUGGCAUCGAGAUAAAUUGCAGUUCCACAGGGGUCACUGGAAGAGCUUUAAUUUCAACUCAGUUAACCUCAGCUAAUUUAAAAUGCAUUAAAAAUGUUUAAAUCAUAUGCUUUCACUCAGGCUUUUUACAUCAGCCCUUGCAUGUAGCUAGUGGUCAAAAAAUAUAUAUAGGGGAGGAACCUUUUCUUAAUUUACCAUGGAAAAUCAACUCAAUUAACCAGCAUAAAUCCAGUCCUGAGACAUUAGCUAUUGGAAUUAAAUGCCAAAUCAAUUUGGUGUUUUGUCAGUUGAUAGUGUCUGAGCCUAAAAUCCUGCAGUGUCAUUUGCUCUCUUGUUUAGUUUGGCUUAAGACUAAAGCAAAGUCUUUUGCAUUUGGGAGUCUACCAAAACUUGGCAGUUAUAUCUAUUUGCCAUGGAAUCCCUGGCCUGACACACCCAAGAUCAAAUAUUUGAUUGGAUAUACCUUGUUGCUUGUGAAUGUUUCCAGUAUUAGAAAUUUAAUGUUCUUUUGAUCAUAUUGUGCAGGUUUGGAUAUAAUGCUAAACCAUGGUUUAGUGAUAGGAGAACAGGCCUAGGCAAACUCCUUUCUCCUACAGUAGGCCACAAAUAAGAGUUCAGAAGCUUUGGUUUCUGUUAUAGAUUAGUCAGAGCUUGCCAUGUUGACCAAAUCCAACACAGUUUACACUCCAUGUAUGUAUGAAGUGUAUGAAGAUGCCUUGUUUCAACAAAGCAUAGUUAUGAUUAACUACAGUUUAGGAUUUGGAUGUGUGGAUAAUCUGAAGCAAAGCUUCCAGUGUCAUUGCAGAAGUGCUGGAGGACAGAGAGAGGCAUGUGGAACCAGGCUCACUGUUGCUCACCCUUGUAAUGUUGAGCCAUGGUUUAGUGUUGCAUGCCAGCUAGAUCAUUGUUGGGAAAGUCCGUAGAUAAGAUCAAAUCCGUGAAAAGGAAAAUGUUAUUCAGAUGAGAUCAGACAAAAACUGAAAUAAUUUCCCUCAGAAAACCCUGCUUCUAUGCAUAGAAAUAUCCAUACUUUUGUGUAGUCAGCUAUAGACUUACAUUGGCAUGAAGUGCAAUCAUACGCAUAUUUAUUUGGAACUUAGUCCCAUUGAAUUCAUGGGGGUUAUUCACAAGUAAGUAUGUUCAGGACUACAAUCUAUGAUGAACCAUUUCAGCUAGUAGAUUAAAACUUAAUUACUAAUUCUGUGGUGUUUGCUCAGUCCAUUCUGUACCCUCAAUAUCUGCCUUCAAGCACUCCACACAAUCAGGGUUUGGGCUGUGCUUCUAGACAUCCAACAGAACAUGCAGAUAUUGACGCAAGGUAUGCAGUAUUGGUGCUGAAGACUGGAAGCCCUUCAUGUGUUUGGGGAUUGAGUGGACACCCCUUCUCUUGGACUAUGACUGCUGCUUUAGAGUUGUCAAGCAAUCAGCUUCUGAAAGGGUUAUAGGAUGAAGAACACUGUUCAGUCAAUCUUUAAUACCUUUUCUCUGUAUUGCCCCCCACACUGUAUAAAAUGGAGGUCUAGCAUACAAUUUUAGAUGUUGUGACUGAAACACGGUCUAAUUACUGUUUAUUUUAGUCUGCUGAAUGGAGUAAGGCAGUUGUAGUUAGGCAGAGCCCACACCUACAGUAGGCAGAGAGAACCAUCUGCAUGGCUUGAAAGAUAGUAUUAAGUUACACAUCAAAGUGAACAAUAUCCCACUUGCCUCAUUUUCCUAAAAUAGGGGGUGUUUGUGAUAUGUAGAUAUGUAUCUACUGCAGGGGUGGGCGGCCUAGUUUCCUGUGGGUGGAAGGAACAGAAAAAACAACGGAAAGGGUUUGGUAGACAGAAAAAACAAUAUGGCAGAAAGAAAGAAAGAAAGAAAGAAAGAAAGAAAGAAAGAAAGAAAGAAAGAAAAGGGGCAGCCCUCGCACUUGUUUCUGGUCACACUGAAAAGGGGAACAUGCACUUUUGGCUCUAGUACUGCCCACACAGACUUUGGUCCCAUCCACUGCUGGCCUACAAUCCCCAGCAGAACCCUUGAAGAAAUCCCUUGGCAGGACAGAGGUCCCCACUCCUUAUCUGCUGGAUGAAGGUGCAACAUGACAUCUGUGUGAUUAACUCUUAAGCAAAGGCCUGCUAGAAAGUGGGAAACAAGACUCUUCUUAUGCUUCAAAAAGAUUCUAAAAGUUCAGAUCUCAACCCAGAUCUUUGGAGUUGGUGUAGUAUUACCUAAAGCAGGGGUGAGGAACCUCCUGCCUAGGUCCCCAGUGUUGCCUUCCAGGGUUCUCUAGUCCUAAGGACUCUGACUAGGUCCAUCAAAAGCAAAUGCAGACAAGGCAUUGCAAGGACUUAAAGGCCCUGGGACACAGGCCCAGACACAAAUUUCCAUAAAUUUUUCAUAGAUAUCUGGGAAGUUAAGGCUAGGGUUGCCAUAUUUCAAAAAGUAAAAUUCCUUAAGCUUUCUGAGCUGUUUCUGUUGCUUUACCCAUUGUGUUGCCGUACAUCCAGGGUUUCCAUGACAUUUUGCUGUUUUGGCAAAAUUCCCCCGAUGCCAUUUUUUACACUGGAAAACCAGGAUGUGUCAGGAAUUUUCCUGACGGAUGGCAAGCCUAAGUUAAGGCAGUGGUGGCUGGGUUUCUUACCAGCAAUGUGGUUCACAGUGCACCCAGCUGCCUUUUUAAGCAAAGUAAAAAAAUGUAAGUUUUAGAGAAGGGACAGGAGGAAGGAGAUCUGUUGUGUAAGACCUCCCAAUCAGCCAUAAUUUUAUACAUGUAUAAGGAAGCACUGCACUAAGAUUUUUCACUUUCUACAACCCACUGCAUUGUUGGCUUGCUUUUGUAUUUAUUUGUAUUUAAAAUAUUUCUAUGUGGCCCUUCAAUGAAACUUUCAGGUUGAGUUAUCAGGGAAUAAUCUGUUGUCUCUUGAGAUAGAGGGAUGCCAGCAGCAACAACACAGAGGUAACAACAACAAAUAAACACCAGCAGCAAUAAUCAUACUGCACAAUCAACAAACAGCAGAAAACAGAAAUCGUCAAACAGUUAAAAACCAACCAUAAAAUACAACGGAAUGCAUGAAACCACAGUUAGGCAAAUAAAUAGGUCUUUGCCUUGCCCUAAAAUGACAUCAGAGCUGGUGCCCUUAGAUCAGCUGACACUUUGCAAAACAUCUAUUUUAAUACACAACUCUUUUUCAACAGACCAUUUCUCCUAAUUAUACCACCAUCUGAAAACUAGGAGAGAUUGUGUGUGAAAUAUUUAAAGGUUAAUGAAUUUAUCACACCAACACUUUUUCUUAUUUUGGAAAAUGUCCUUUUCAGUUGAAGGAGGAUAUGUAAAUCCCAAAACCCAUUUUAUAAAUAGCAACUCAUCUGAUUACCUGUGGUAAGUAAAAACUACCCCACCCUCUGGCUAUGAACUGGAGAAGGAAGUCUUCCUAAACUAGAACAGCUGAUUUAUUCCCCUCCCCCCCUUUUAGCUAGUCAGUGUGCAGACUUUGGGAGCGGGAAAGAAGGGAGCCUAUUUUCUUCUGGAUGUUCAUUUGCAAGGACUUCUAAAUAUACUUAUUUGAAAGGAUUUUAGUUAAAAUCAAUGGGACUUGCUUUCAAGUAAACCCUUAAAUUACAUCACUGCUGAAAUAUAAGUGCUCGUUCUUACUUUGCUUUUGAUAUAAAUGACACCAGGCCAAAACUUGUAGAACAGGCAAACUGUGUGGUUGUUUCUACCCUGCUUAUGGGUAUAAUGAGUGGCUAUUACUGCCUAAUGUUGACUUAAACAUAAGUCACAAUACAACUCCACCUGUUUCAGUUGACUUAGCGGGGCUGCACCGAUGCACAUGACUUGAGAAUAGUAGUCAGCGAUUCCCAUGUAGACCCAGAGAGAGCAACGUAACAAAUAUUGUUGCUGUCCAGCAAAUUUCACAAACCACAUCCAGCAUUUCCUAGGAUUCCCUUUUAACUAAAGCCAUGCACAGUUCUACAUUACACACAGUCAUUUGUUUUCCUGUUACACUAGACAAGAGCCAAGGCAAUAAGGGAAAAAAAAUAAAUGACCCUUAAUGCACAGACGGCCUCAAGGAGGGUUAAAUGUGCAGGAGGAUUCUAGAAGGGAGGUUGAAGCAAGUCUUGGCAUGUCUCUCCUAGUCAGAGGCGAAAGCUAUGCGUAAGACUGCAGAAUGUCAUUGCCACCUCGGAUUUCCCUUCAGCUUACUGAUAGGAAAAUGCCACAGCAGAAAGUAAAGCUGCUCUUACUACAUAAUUGUUAAGAUUGUUUGAGUAACAUUAACAUGACAGUAGGAAGAGGUUGGCCAUAAAUAUCAUGCCUAUUUGUAUCAUUAGGGGUUAGCGCACUUAAAUGGAGUUUUCGUAUUUUUGUGCAAAGCUUUGCUUUGGGGUGGGCUUCUCAAAAUCAGAAAGAUCGCUCCAGUAGCACAUGGGGGGAAUCGUUCAAAGGCCACUGGGAGGUAUAUUGUGUAAGCUAUCACAGCAAUGGGUUUAGGACAUCCUUAAUUCAUGGGUCAUGUAAUGAUGCUUUCAGGGACGAUUCCUGAAAGUUACCAAGAGCCUAUUCAGACAUUCAAGAGGGCAUAUGGUGGAGUCCUCAUACCACCUUACGAUUCAUUUGUGGAAUCACUUGUUGGAAAAUGUUGCCACAUAUCCUUUCCCAAAAUUCUUACCUCUCCUGAAGAUAAAGCUAGAUGGCUUAUCCCCAUUCCAUUAAACUUCCUACAUUUAAGGGAUUCAGAUGUUUAAGCACUUUCUUCAUAGUUGAACAAGAAAAGCCCAUGUGGGAAUAUUAAGAACAGAGCUUGCAUGUGUAUCUUCUCCUGACUUUAAGCCCCCACAAGUUCUUUGAACCCUUGAAGAGAACUAAAGACCAGUAUGCUAGAUUUGGUUAAGGUGCUGUCAGAAAUUUGAGAAUAACUAUUGGGGACAGGCCAACAAAGGUCCGUAUAGGUUAUAGCUAUGGUUUUCCCAGUAGUGAUGUAUGGAAGUGAGAGCUGGACCAUAAAGCUGAUCGCCGAAGAAUUGAUGCUUUUGAAUUAUGGUGUUGGAGGAGACUCUUGAGAGUCCCAUGGACUGCAAGAAGAUCAAACCUCUCCAUUCUUAAAGAAAUCAGCCCUGAGUGCUCACUGGAAGGACAGAUCCUGAAGCUGAGGCUCCAAUACUUUGGCCACCUCAUGAGAAGAGAAGACUCCCUGGAAAAGACCCUGAUGUUGGGAAAGAUGGAGGGCACAAGGAGAAGGGGACGACAGAGGACGAGAUGGUUGGACAGUGUUCUCGAAGCUACCAGCAUGAGUCUGACCAAACUGCGGGAGGCAGUGGAAGACAGGAGUGCCUGGCGUGCUCUGGUCCAUGGGGUCACGAAGAGUCAGACACGACUAAACAACAACAAUUGGGGACGGGCACCAUUUUUAUCUAUACACACAACAUUUUACUGCACUGUGUGAUCCAUCCACACUGAUGCUAUGAUUUCCCGUAUCUACUGUGCAGACCAGCACCUGUGCAGUUGCAAAGAUGGACUAUGCUGCAUCACUACAUCCAAAACCUGUGUGGGAACAUCUUAGUUGGCAGGUUUGGCACUAUGCAAUGUUAAAGAGAGAACAAUUCCUAUGUUCCUUGCCGCUUCAGACAAGCCAUGCACCAGCAGUGCCCCAUGUGUGUGCAGUUUUCCACACUGUCUCAUAUUAACAUUGUUAUUGUUGAUUCCCAGUACCUAAGAUCACCCGUGACCAUCACAUAUCAAACCCCAGUGAUAUAAAUUUUACAGUGCCUUAUCUAAAAGACCACACUAUUCUGUUGCCAGUCAUCAAGUACAGAGAAAUCAAGUAAGCUGCAUUCAUAUGUGAAUAGUCAUUAGCCUUCUAGAGUGCUAUGGAUCUGGUGUGUUUUAAUUUCUUCUGUUUGCAGUUUUAGUAUGGUACAAAGGCUACUUUCAUGCUUCAUUCAUGCAUCACACUGAGCAGUUAUGCAAAAGCUUCUGGGAAAUUACAUCCAAACAGAUUUACACAACACUCCCAGAAUAUUAGUCUCCUGUCCAUCUUUACUAAUGGGUUGUUAGUAACCAUUAUGUAACCAUUUAUAGUGAUUUUAUUGGAGGAACAAAUAUUACCGUUGGAUCAGUAGGAAUCACAAAUCCAUAUUUUCCAGGUUUAACCCAAGACUGAAUUUGAACUUGGAUGCAUGAAAACACACAUGCCCACUGAAAAAAAUAACCCCCCACCCAAAAAAGCAUUUAUAAGACGUUUUGCUCCUGUCUGUUUUUCAUAUCCAUAACCCACAUUUUAAAAAACAUCCUACCAAUGUAUGUAUUAAUUGCACACAAAUCUUUCAGUGAGAUAUAUGCAAGAGAACAGUUCAUACAUCCUAUUUCAUGCCAUUCAUCUUUGCUUAUAGAAAAUUCCAUGGUAUAUGUGUGGGGGAGUGUUGUAAAAAGCUUAAGGACGAUAGCAUGAAUAACUGACACUUUUAAAUACAUUAGAAGGAAAGUAUAUGAUAUAUCUGCCAUUUACAAUUGUUCUGUUUCACUUGGGACACAAAAUGUGGAGCAAGAAGGCAUACAAUUGGCCUUCUGGUUCAGUCACUUGCUUCAGUGUUCAUAGACAUUUUGCCUAAAUUUUAUUGUAACUCAACCUCCUUGUUUCUUAGCUUAUUCUUGUUGGAUCAAUCGAACAAUCAUUCACUCUCUUCCUUCUAACAGCAUUAAGGGUAUGAUCCAGGCAAAGUUAAUGAUUUUUCAGUUCCAUUGGUUGCAGUGGGAGAUAUGUUGAAAGCUAUUCUCACCAUAGUUACCUUGAAGGAGGAUAAGGUUAUCAAUAGCAACUAGUAAUAAUGUUUACGUAUUACCUCCAGUGUCAGAGGUUUUAUGUCUCUGAAUACCUAAUGGGCCACCGUGAGAACAGAAUCCAAAUGUUCUCAAGUACUGAAAUUAAUGGAAUUUUAAAUGCUUAGCUUUGCUCAAAGCAUGCAAUAAAAGUCUUUAAAUGACCACAAUGAUCUCCUCCUUUUUAGACUUAUAUUUCUAGAUUUAACAUACCAAGUUCUUAGUCAAAUUUAUUUUCUAAAAACCACUGGUAAUCACAGAAAUACAAGCUGGUUGAGGAACAUUAUAGGAGAAGUGGUCCCCAGCCCAUUGGACCCUGUGAUGUAAAAUUAGAUUUUGUCUGAUCCUAGUUCUUAGAUUCUUCCUUACACAACCUCUCUAGGAAAGGUUUUGCAGGGUGGGAUUUAAAUCUCAUAAAUAAAUACACAGGACAGUAUUCAGCAAAAUAGUUGUGCUUACACAUACAAGGAUCACCACUAGUACAGUGGUACCUCAGGUUACAGACGCUUCAGGUUACAGACUCUGCUAACCCAGAAAUAGUACCUCGGGUUAAGAACUUUGCUUCAGGAUGAGAACAGAAAUUGCGUGGUGAUGGCGCGACGGCAGCGGGAGACCCCAUUAGCUAAAGUGGUACCUCAAGUUAAGAACAGUUUCGGGUUAAGAACAGUCCUCCAGAACGAAUUAAGUUCUUAACCCAAGGUACCACUAUACAGUGGUAAACACUAAAUAGUCCUCAGAUCUGCUUCAGAGGGUUAGGGGAAGUCCAGAAGAGACUUAGGAGUUGUGUAGGGGAAAGAAAGGGGAAGAAUGGAAACAGCUUAGUAUUCCGUUGAAUAGAACCUAUGGCUUUUGAUCCACGCAUCUUGUGAUCCCUAUGCUCUUUUUGGAAUUCAAUAUCCUUCCUAAAGUAUUUAAUCCAAAACAGCUCUGUUUUCUUCUUGAAUGCUUAUCUUAACACUAUCAAUGACUCAUCUAUGACUCAGAUCCUUGCAUGCUCACACACCCUCUUUUGUUCUGAAAAUCUUGAGUGUAUCCUAUCCAAACAAGAUUAUCUGAGAACUGAUUAAAGCAUUUCACACCUUUCAUUUUGACCAGUUUGGUAUCUGAAAGAAGAAUGCCAUUACAUAACUUGACUUGUGAACAUUUAAAUUUCAAAGUCAGCAUAAUGCAAAAUGCUCAAAAACGUGAUUAUGGCCAAUAUCCAGAGGUUCCUUUUGUAGCAUAUUCAUUCUCCUAUAUUUACAGCUUAUAAAAUAAAUAGUAUCUAUCCUGGGACGCGGGUGGCGCUGUGGGUUAAACCACAGAGCCUAGGACUUGCUGAUCAGAAGCUUGGCGGUUCAAAUCCCCGUGACGGGGUGAGCUCCCAUUGCUCGGUCCCUGCUCCUGCCAACCUAGCUGUUCGAAAGCACAUCAAAGUGCAAGUAGAUAAAUAGGUACCACUCCGGUGGGAAGGUAAACAGCAUUUCCGUGCGCUGCUCUGGUUCGCCAGAAGCGGCUUAGUCAUGCUGGCCACAUGACCUGGAAGCUGUACGCCGGCUCCCUCGGCCAAUAAAGCGAGAUGAGCGCCGCAACCCCAAAGUCGGCCACGACUGGACCUAAUGGUCAGGGGUCCCUUUACCUUUACCUUUAGUAUCUAUCCUCUCCAGGGCCAUGGUGCUUAAAAAUUGCUCAUUUGAAAGAAGAAAGGGAGACAUAAACCUUUGCUUGGAAACACGACUAAAGCUCUGCUGCUCCUUUUUUCAGCAUCAAAAACGCAUUUCUUGCAUUUCUCCUGUUUCCAACAAAAAUAGCAAAUACAGCAGAAAAGAAUAAUUCUAGUAGUAUCUGUGAACUGCAGUAACUAUUUAAAUAGUAUGAAUUUCAAUAUCUGGUCCAUGACUAAGAUGGGGUUCAUUUAGCAUAGCAGUUAAGAGUAUGAGCUAUGAACAGAAGUCAGAAGUUCAAAUCCUGGCUUGGCCACAAACUUGCUGGGAACUAAUCAUACUGGUCUUACAGGGAGGCUUGUGAAGAUUACUGAGAUAAGGUAUAUGAAGCACUUUGAGCAGUCGUUUAAGAGUCAGUGUGGUAGAAUGGUUAGGGCAGGGAUAGCCAACGUGGUGCCCUCCAGAUGUUGUUGAACUACCAUAAGACCCAGGCAACAUGACCAAGAGUCCAAGGUGAUGGGAACUGUAGUCCAAAAACAUCUGAGGGGCAUCACAUUGGCUUACCCUGGGUUUGAAUGUGGGAAAUCCAGACUCAAGUGUAAUCUCUCUUUCUGUUUGCAGACUUUAGUUUCAAAAUGGCAGCAGAGUAAAGCAACUAUAAAUCCUAAAUACAGAGGUCAAAUCUGCUCUAUGCUUUCCUUGCCCAGCUUGAGUCAGCAGCCCAUUAUCCACAUUUUUAAAAAGAAAGAAAAAAAGAUAGAAAAGUGAAGAUGGGGAGGUAAGGAAGGCAUAUGUGAUGAUAAAUCAAGAUCAAAGCUUGAGGCUGGAACAAUGAGUCAACAGCUUUGGUCUCUUCAAAUAACGCCCAAAAUUUCUCCCAGGUUUAUUCGUGCUUAUUCGGGAUUUAUUAUAAUUGCAUUCACUUUCCCCCCAUUUUUUCCUAAAUGUAACGUGUCCUCUUGUCUUUAUUUUUUAAGAGAUAUCCAGGAUUGUAGAACAAUAUGUUUUGCCACUAGAGUUGCUCUAUUCCUAAAAUAAGAUGGUUGAAAGCAAAAUUUAUGCAGGCUGACAGAACCAACUUAAUCCACCAUCCUACUUCAUACUAGAUGCAAAGGCAAAAUCAAAACAGAUGUAGUAGAUUGACUGACUUGUUUUCAGAGAACACACACUUGAAGAAUAUGUCUGGGUGUAAAUGUGAUCUAAACAUUAUUUUUUUAAAUAUAUACCAUGGUACUUCUUAUGAAUCUCACUGCUGAGAUGAAUAAAUCUGUCUAUUUUAUCAUCUCACCCACACUGUGAGACAGUCUCUCUCGGCAUAGCCUAAUUAGUCCAAGGCUGCUCAGUGUGCUUUAUGGCAGAGUGAAGAUUUGAACCAAAGUCUCCUCAGUCCUACUUAGAUACUCUUAUUUAUUUAUUUAUUUGUGCAUUUUUUUUGACUUAUCAGCCACGCACUGCGAAAGAGCCUUUGAGCAAUGUAACAGAAAAGAAAAUUAAGAUCCAAAUGCAUAGCAUAAAAACAAAAAAGAAUACAUUACAACAAAACCAUUACUAUGAUCAAUAAACAGACACAAUAAAACUUCAGCAGCAGAAAACAGUUAUCAAUAAACAACAGAACAUCCAUCAUUAUCUGUCAAAUGCAUGGGAGAAAAGAGCGGUUUUUACCUGACACUGAAAGGAUGUAAAUGAGGGCAUUAAGUGGACCAGAGCUAACUAGGACAUCACACUGGAGCCAAGCCUGAUGGAAGUGAGAACAUGCUCUCUGUAUUACACAGAGGAGGGCGAUACAGUGGUACCUCAGGUUAAAUACGCUUCAGGUUACAUACGCUUCAGGUUACACAUGCCGCUAACCCAGAAAUAGUGCUUCAGGUUAAGAACUUUGCUUCAGGAUAAGAACAGAAACCGCGCAUUGGCAGUGCAGAGGCAGCAGGAGGUCCCAUUGGCUAAAGUGGUGCUUCAGGUUAAGAACAGUUUCAAGUUAAGAACGGACCUCCAGAACGAAUUAAGUACUUAACCCGAGGUACCACUGUAUUGUAACUUCCUUAAAAUGCUUGCUGCAAUAGAUGUUUGACAAGUAUAUGAAGUUCAGUAGGGAGAAGGCCUGCCUAAUUUCAGCUGGGAGUUCUACAGACUUGGGGCCACAAUACUGAAUGCACAGCUUCCUGUAGAUACAUGGCAUCUGAGCCAUGAGAGACCUCUAACAGAGACUCCUCCAAAGGUUCUGUGAUUGGGCAGAGAUAUAAGGGGUCAGACAGCCCUUAAGGUAUGCUGGACCCAUGUUGUUAAGGGCAGUAGUCUGCUCCCAGCAAAUGUCUUGCUGCAGAAUUUUGCACCAGUUGGAGCUUCCAGGCCAGGCCCCAAGGCCCACAUAGAAUGCACCGCAGUAAUCAAGUCUUGAGGUUCCCAAUGCAUGAAUCACUAUGGCCAGGCUAUUCCUGUCCAAAAACAGCUGCAGUUGGUGUACCAGCCAUAAAAGGUCCUCCUAGCCACUGAGGCUACUUAAGCCUCGAGUGACACAGAUGGAUCUGGGAGUACUCCUAGAAAAUGUAUCUGAACUUCCAUAUAUUCUUAAUAUACACUUAAUUUUAGAUUGGAUUUUGCUGUGUAAUUUUUGUAUAAUCCUUAUAGGUAGUGUUAGAAAAAGAAAUUCCAAUUUAGGUAUUUCUCUCUCUCUUUAGGACCACCCUUCUUCCUAGCCAUGAUAAUGGUGGCUUGGCACACUUUCUCACACCCUGCUUAAAUUUCUCCAAAUUAUCUUUAUCUAAGGGCUCAUUCAGACUUCCUUUUGUGCCGCUUUUCUAGGCACAGGUCAGGGCUUUAAAGCUCCAUUUCUGAUCGGAUAUUUUUUGUCACGGUGCCUUCCCCAGAGAAAAUCCAUGUUUUACCACUGAAUUGGAGCAAGCAGCUUUAUCAUCUGAAAACUGUAUUACUAUGUACUGUGAAUGUAGGUUCCCAAACCACAGUCCAAGUGGCUCAUUCAGGUCUGCAGCAUGUCUGGGUUUCUGGUUGAAGACAGGAGAUGGCACAUCCAUCACAUUAAAUAUGUAUUGAUGUUAAUUGUAUUUUAGUUGCUUCUCUUAUUUCUUGUAUUGUGUUUUAUUGUAUUACAAUAUCAAUCCCAUCGAAUACAGUAAAAUAUAUAAGAAAUAAAAUAUAAUCAAAAUAUAAUUAAAAAUAAUAAAGCAUCUAGCACACCAUAUCAACAAUUUUCAAGUGGUCCAGGGUGGGUAGUUAGGGUAUCACUGAUCUAGAACUUCUUAACUUGUAUCUAGAAACUGUUGAAAAUUCAGUAUCAGCUUUAUAUUGUUCUUCAGCAUUCAUAAGUAAUUUCUGAUUUUUCUGCAUUAAUUUCAUAGCUAGAAGAUACUGAAUCUAUACAUCCUUGCAAUGCAAAUACCAAAAUUUUAAUUUGGAUCAUGGUAGGGAAAUCUCUUUCAUGUUUUUGUUGUCCCUGAUUUGUUGUGCUAAAAUUUCAAAAUGUAAAUUAAACAAUAACGAUGAGAAAGUGCAUUCCUGUCUGACACAUCUUUUUUUUUUAAAAAAAUUAAUCAUUUUUUCAAUACAAACACUGUCUGACACAUCUUUGCAAUAUGUAUUAUGCAUGAUUCCAUUAAUCAAAAUUCUAUCCACAAUUUUGUAUAUAUUGCUUCAACAAAAUUGCAGAAGUCUAAGUCCUGGUUCGAAUUUCUUCAACAUUUUAAAGCAUAGGCCUCCAUUCUAUAGAGUCAAAUGCUUUUUCUGUACUGUAUCUACAAACUAAAAGAAUAAAGGUGUGUUUUGCUUCUGUUUCACCUCUAUUAAGUUUAUCAAUUUGCAUACAAUUUAUGACAAUUAUCCACCUGCCAUGAAUCUUGUUUGAUCCUUUUUUAUUUAUUCUUCAAGGAAUUUAUUAACUCUGCAAGCUAAAAUGGCUGUCAUAAUUUUAUAGUCAGUAUUUUAAAGUGAUAAGCUUGCCACUCACCAAGUGCCUACCCUCGAGGACAGCUAGUACUGGACUUGUUCAGCUUUACCUUGUACCCCAAACCGUGUUUUGCUGGUUGGAUGUAAUGUAAAAUCUUUACUAAAAUCAAAUUAAAAUCUACUGAAAUAGCUCAUGGUGCCCCUCUCACAUAAUGGUCAGAAAUAGAUGACUAUGUGAAGUGGCCUGACAGUGCAACAUCUGAACCCUUUUAGCAAACAUUUUUAUUUUGCAACAUUUAACUACUCUCAAUAGAGAGAUGGAUUAAAAUGUCUCCUUCUUCCAACAUAGGCUCUGGCUAAGACAUCAGAUUUAAUAAUAAAUCAUAUGAUUGUGGUGCUGAGGGGAGAAGACACUUCAAACAAGGCAGAUUACAGAAAUACUUUUUUUAAAUCAACCAAAAAAAUUUGACUGUCAGGUUAGACAGUAACUAAGAUAUUAGGCGGAAAACAGAAUAUUGGAAAAUAUAUGCCCUGAGGAAUGUGUACAGAAUUCCUUAGGCUUGAAAAUUCUGUUUCAGAAACAAAAGUCCACACUGAGUAAUUUGUGACAUUAUAGGAUUAUUUGAAGUUACUGAACUGAGGUAUGAAGUCUCAGUAAUUCAGUCUAAAGGGUGAUUAAGUCAGUGAAAGUGGGGGGUAGUGCUUUAAUACAAUCAAAUGAAGUUACUUUGAUGCACAUUCUUUCAGGGAGCAUUUCAAGAAUUCCAGGCAGGAUGUUUACAGAUAAGCCAACAACAGGAGCCACCCAAUCAUAACUUACUAGUUGAGGGGCAUGAUGGGAUUUCAGAAGUAUAAAAGAGAGUGUUUUCAGGCAACAUUCAUUCUCUUCCGCUCUUCUUUUCCAGAAACCACACUCUGCCAAAGCUACAGAAUUUUCCACAGGAUUACAAAGAUAAUUGAAGGUAAGUUGUUGUUUUUUUGCCUACAUAUGUCUUUUCUUUUUAUUUGGUAAAUUAAUUGAAACAUCGAAUAGUGUCUAUAAUAACACUAGCAAGUGAUAUAGCUCUCAUCACUUCAUGCUUUCACCAUAUUAAAAUAAAAUAAGAUAAUAUAAUAGGAAGCAUCUUAAAAAAAAAAAAGAACAGCCAGUGUGGUGUAGUAGUAAGUGUGUUGGACUAGAACCUGGUGAGUUUGGGUCAGUUACAGUUUCAGACUAACCUACCUCAUAGGGUUGUUGUAAGGAUAAAAUGGGGAGGAAGAAAACCAUAUAUGCCACCUUGAGCUCAUCAGAGGAAAGGCGGGAUAUAAAUGUAAGGAAGAAAGAAAUAGAAAUCUUAAUAUGAAAUAGCAAAUUAAGGCUGCUUUCCUAUGUAAAGUAAACUACGAGAGAAAAUAUCUUGCUUCUGAGAAACUGGCGCAGCUUUUAAGGUUGACACUGGUUGUUUUGGUGGAAUCACAUACUGGUAAAUUCACGUUGCAUGGUGGAAGGUACUGUACUUCCCAUUAUCAUUCUUCUCAUCCUAACUAUGAUUAUUCAUGCAACAAGUAUUUAAAUAUGAUGGCUUUUAUAUAGUAAAUCAGGCUUCCUCAACCUCAGCCCUCCAGAUGUUUUGAGACUACAGUUCCCAUCAUCCCUGACCACUGGUCCUGCUAGCUAGGGAUCAUGCGAGUUGUAGGCCAAAAACAUCUGGAGGGCUGAGUUUGAGGAAGCCUUUAGUAAAUUGACCUAUAUAUUGAAACAAGGAAGUUUAAAAUAUAUUGCUGUUACGUUAUAUUUAUUCUUUCUGUAUAUUCAUAUGGAACUGUUUAUGUGUGAAUGUAUUUGGUAAAUUUCUUUUUAAGCUUUACUAUAUUCCAAGCUUUGUAGUUUAUAAAUCCUAGUCAGCAAAAUUAUUGGGAAAAUAGUUCCCUAAAAAAUCAGACUUCAGCUUUAAUGGUCUUGGGAACUACACUGAUUUCAUUUGUAUACUGAUUCUCUUUCUGUGUUCCCGGUUGAACAUAGUUUGUAAUAUAAAAUCAUUUAUAGGGUUGUUGUUCUUUUUACCCUGCCUUUUAUAUUUAUGUGUUUAUUGAUUGGUUUUUUUUUAUAAAAAAAAUUCUCUGUAUUAAUUAUUAUAGCAACCAGUUAAUAUGCAUGCCUGUUAGGAAAUAAAUUAAAUUUCAAAAUGGUAAAGAUGAUGGAAUCCUUAAUCAAAAUCAGCUUUACCCUUUUGAAAUCUCAUAUCAUUGCUCUAGCAAAGAAAAUGCAAAUUUAAAUGAACCCUUUUUUCCUGAUUAUUCCCUAAAUCCAAUCCUAUUCAUGUUUAUUUAGGAGUAAGUUCUAUUGAGUUCAACAGGCUUUACUUACAGGUAUGUGUGUAUAGGAUUGUACCCUAAACUACAGCUUAUUUAAAUAAAUCCACCACAACUCAGCCUGCAAAGAGUAAGUUUGAAACUAGUAAACUUGUUGGUUUCAAUGCAGUGAAAACUGAGACUACAGCUUGAACACCUGUGCAGGUCCCUGCUUUCACCUGGGAUGCACAAGGAUGUAUAUACAAUAUAGCCUUUAAAAAAAAUAUUUUAUUUAUUUAUUUAUUUAUUUAUUUAUUUUAUUUUUAUUUAUUAAAUUCCAAACCACUCUUCAUCCAAGGAUCACAGGGCAGUUUACAAUAUAAAAAACACAAAAAUACAUAACAUAAUAACAAACAAAAACAAUAACCCCCUACAGUUUAAAAGGCAAAUAAAUGUGGGAGUAGCCUGGAUAUUCCUCCUUGCAGCGAGGUCAUUCCAACCCCAAUCCAUUAUGAGUAGCCUGGAUAGCAUACUAUUUAGCCUGUGAAUCAACCCUUGUCAUAUUAUGCAACUGAAACUGAGGGGCAAGGAAGGGCAUUCUUUGAACUGAUUGCCCAGAUAAACCCUAAAAUUUGUAGGCAUCUGUUAAAACAAUUUCGGCUUUGAUCUUUCAAACUACACAUACAAAGAUAUUCCAGCUUCAGUUUCAAAGGCCCACAAAGCUAUGUUUAUAAACCUGUUUUUUGUGAGGAAGGAACUUUUUGGUACAGAUGUUUAGAAGUGCCUCUGGAAUGUCCAAAGGUGUGGGCUUUGCCUGGCACUAAGAUGGAAGGUGAUUGACAAAAUAAGAAAACCAAGAGAAGCCAAUAUAGUAAGUUUAUUAAGAGAGUUGGAUUUGGCAACCAUGUCUAAGGAGUUCUGGCUUUCAAAAUGUAUAAAGUCAGGGAAAAGGUUGGUUAGCCUCUUGUUAGAGGAAUCCUUUUAUCCUGCUUAAUGAAGGGAAGCAACUUCAUACAGCUAAUCUCCACGCUGGAGCUGUCAAGAGUGCUAUUAAUUAUGUUGCUGCUUUGUUUUUGGGGUUUUUGUGCAAAUAUCAGAUUGAAUGAACCAUGAAGAGCAAGUUAAUAAUAACCUCUUUUAUUUCUCAUGCAGGUUGCUGAAGUCCUGGAGGAAAGUGAGCAUUCUUGCAAGCCUAGCGAAGUGUCACUUUGAGGAGGAAAGCUUACACUGGGGCACAGAAUUUUGGAAGGCGGGGAAGGCAGCAGCGGUGGUGUGUGAAUGCCUCUUUAUAACCAAUGCCAGAGUCAAUAAUAUGGCAUAGAUAACAAGAAGGAUUUGCUGGAGAAGAGCUACUCAGACUUGCUGACUAUUUUUAUUCCUUCCUUUGUACCAAAAGUCCCCCCUGCCGCUGCUCAAACACUGCUAAAAGAUGCCAGCCAAGACACCCAUCUACCUGAAAGCCGGCAACAAUAAGAAAGGGAAGAAAUUCAAGCUGAGGGACAUUUUGUCUCCUGAUAUGAUCAGCCCACCUCUCGGUGAUUUUCGCCACACAAUUCAUAUCGGGAAAGAAGGACAGCACGAUGUUUUUGGAGACAUCUCCUUCCUGCAAGGGAAUUAUGAGCUCUUACCUGGGAACGAGGGAGAGACAGCCAGCCAGUGCGAAGGCCACAAUGAGUUCCUCAGGGCAAACAGCACCUCUGACUCUGUGUUUGCCGAAACGCCUUCUCCGGUGCUCAAAAAUGCCAUAUCACUUCCUGCCAUUGGUGGUUCUCAAGCCCUCAUGCUGCCCUUGUUGUCACCGGUGACAUUUAAUUCAAAGCAGGACUCUUUGGGGCCUUUAAGGAAUCCUAGGCAUAGCUGCGAGCCCGUAAUGGAAGAAAAGUUGCAGGGGAAGAGCAAACACUUGGAGAAUGGGAAAAUAUACAAAGAUGACAUCACAUGGGAGCGGAACGUCCCAACAUCGCAUUAUACUAAUGGGAGAGACAGUCAUUCAUCCAGCCUUUCGGAGCAAUAUGCUGAAUGGCAAACAGAGGAGUUAUUUGACAAUGGCCAUCUUUCAUGUGAUCUAACCAAGACUCAGCCUAAAUCAGAAGACUCCCUUUCAGAUCUGGCAGAGCCUCUUCUUUCUUUGCAACUUGACCUCGGGCCAUCACUUUUGGAUGAAGUGCUCAACGUAAUGGACAAAAACAAAACAUAGAACUUGCUGCUUUUUUGCCUCAGUCAUUCAUACAAACACAACUGAAAAGUACAGGCGCCAUCCAGCUAAGGUUAAGCAAUUGAGGCUGCAAUCCUCUGCACACUUCUUUGGGAAUAAGCCUCAUUGAACUCAGUGAGCCUUACUUCUCAGUAAAGCAUUGGGUUCACCUUUUGAGGAUGAAUGGGAUGUAAGUGUGCUUAACUUUAGAUGGAUUGUGAUUUGUGUGUUUAUAUACAAAACCAACUCCCUUUGCAGUAGACAAUUUUUCUAAAACAAAUGACUUUAAACUAUUUUUUUACUUAAUUUCCAUGAUUUUUUUAACAUGGCAAAUGUCAGAUAACAAGAGGAGGUAUUUUAACAACACAAUUUUCAGCCAAUUAAACUGCUUUCUAAGAACCAAGAGUUGUCGUCAACAUAAUAUUUGGAUUGAUUCUGCAAGUUAGGACAAUUAAUUCAUUUUCAGGAACCCUUUGGUUCUCAAGGACCCUGUGUGUGCCAGGCAGAAGAUUUAUGAAGUGAAGGUUAAAUGUUAAUUAGUUCAGCAUUACUUAAUAUGUAACUCUUUCCCAGAAUGAUAGUAGGUUUUUUUUUUUUUAAUUAGCAAUGUUUUUCAUUCUGGCUGCACUGUUAUUGUUGAGUGUUAAUGCAUAGCUCUGUGUUCAAAUGGGAAUGGCUUUCUUCUGUUCAACUGUUAUGGGAAAUAUAUGUAGCCAAUACAAACUGGUGCCAUUGAAGUUACUGGAGCCUCUUAUGUGAGCUCCUAUGCCAAUACGUAUUCAAUCUUAGACAAUCCAAUUUUUAAAGAGAUGAAUUACACUCACUGCAUUAUUUUAUGAGCUGAAAUCUGUUUUUAUGCACAUUCACAUCAGAUUCUACACACACACACACACACACACACACACACACACACUUGCACCAGUGAGCUGUUGCUUGGCAUUUUUUUGGAGAGCCAUUGUAUAAACUGUAUAUUUGUGUGCAUUUAUGGAAAAUACGUAUUUGAUCCUUUAGCUUUGUUCCUUUCAGUUACUGACAUUGACACACAAAUCUUUGAAAUUUUGCAAUGGGUUAUUUUAUGAUUUUAGAGGGAAGCUCAAAGGAGACUGUGCUGCAGCAGAUGGUACGUCAGGGAAUAUAGUGAUGUCCCUGCAUUGUUUUAAUACUUUGUGCAAUACAAUAAAGAGUAAAGAAUUAAUGUGGAAAA
Molecule: messenger RNA, 30252 nt
Organism: Podarcis lilfordi (Lilford's wall lizard)
Lineage: Eukaryota; Metazoa; Chordata; Lepidosauria; Squamata; Lacertidae
Source: the annotation of a GenBank genome assembly